AUGUCUGACGCCCAACUGUCCUACGUCGGUGCUCCUCCUCCAGCUCUUCCUUCGGCCAACAUCUUUGACUUCAUCUUCUCAAAUCCUCUUCGAAAGAAUGGCCCAGUCUCCAAACAUGCUCCCGAUACUCAAUCUCGCAACCAUGUAGUCUCCGACAUAGCUCCUCACAAACCUCUGCUUGUAGACCCUCUCACAGGUGUGUCGCACUCUAUCUGCCUUCUUGAUACUCUAACCAACAUCAUGUANGCUGCACAAGUCAGUUGGGACAGAGUCCGCAUCGACUCGUUGCGUAUUGCAGCUGGACUGCAUGCUCUGGGAUUACAACCUACUCCUGCUGUUCCCCUGUCCUCGACUGGCCAUACUCCCAUCAUCUCCCCUAUUGUUCUGCUGCACCUACCCAACUCCCUGGCUUUUGCUCCUCUGCUCUUUGGUGUCCUCGCCUCGGGCUUGACUGUGACUAUGGCCAAUCCUGGCUUGACUUCUGGUGAACUGGCCUGGAUCCUCAAAUCUUCGGAACCUCAACUUGUCGUGACUACACCAGAAGGCCUACAGGUUCUCAAUGCAGCCAUCACCGAGAGUGAUAGCCCCAAAGUCAAGGCCAAUCUCAUCAACACACGCCGUGUCUAUAUCGUAGAUCCCAUCCAUGACGAGUACGGUCUCCCGUGUUCUCAUUGCAAGGGUACUGAUUUGGACCAACAUUCGCAAAACUGGAAGGCACUUUUGGCCUCCAGACCACUGNNAAAAGCCCCUAUUCAGUUCAAGGCGGGCGAAUUCAAGCAACGAACUGCGGUCAUCCUCUGGUCAUCCGGCACUUCGGGCAAGUCUAAGGGCGUAGUCCUAUCUCACCAAGCGCUUGUCAGUAAUGUCCACUCACUUUGGCAUAUCAACCAGGCAUUCGAUGAUAAUCAAAGAUGGCUCGGCUUUGCUCCAUUCUACCACAUCUUUGCACUGUGCAACGUCUUGCUUCUUGCAGUAGCGUCUGGAGCUACCAUCUUCGUAAUGCCAAAGUUCGACCCUAAGCUCAUGCUUAAUCACGUACAACGCUUCCGUAUUACCUUCUUACAUAUGGCUCCUCCAGUCGCUGUAAUACUUGCCAAAUCACCCAUGCUGGAUGACUACGACAUGACGAGUAUCCAGGGCGCUGUCAGUGGAGGCGCUCCUUUACCAUCAGAAAUUGUCGAGCAAGUCUAUCGACGACUAGGAAUAUUAAUCAAGCUGGUGAGCUCAUCCCGGUAUGUGCGUGAAAUGUUCUCUGACAACAUGUUCAGNGGUUAUGGUUUGUCAGAAGCAGGUUCUGUAUGCAACCAAGUCGGAGAGACUUGGGAAGUCAUCCAGCCGCAACUUGGCAAUACCGGUGUGCCAUGUUUUGGAAUCGAGCUCAAAAUUGUGUCUGUCGAUGAUCCCACAGAAGUCGUGGCCAAGGGGCUCGAAGGCGAAGUCUUGAUAAGAUCUCCAACAAACAUGACCUGUUAUCUUAACAACAAGGCAGCCACCGCUGAAGCUCUUGACAGCGAAGGUUGGUUCCAUACUGGUGAUGUAGGCAAAGUUGAUGCCAAAGGUCAUCUGUGGAUAACCGACCGCCUGAAGGAUGUAAUGAAAGUGAAGGGCUUCCAGGUCUCGCCUUCCGAGCUCGAAAACAUCCUUUGCGGUAGCCCUUCAGUGGCCGACGCUGCUGUGUAUGGCCUUUUUGACGCCGGCCUCGCGACGGAGUUACCCAGAGCUUACGUCGUGCCUUCCUCAAAACACUUGUUAGCUCAGUGUACACCAAAUGGUCCUAUCACACCGGAGCUUCAGGCACUGGCUCAAGACAUUAAGCAGCUGAUGGAAACCAAGACUGUGCGGUACAAGUGGUUGACAGGGAAUAUCGUGUUUGUGCCUGCAGUGCCCAAAUCGCCGAGUGGUAAGAUUCUGAGGCGCAUGUUGGUAGGUGUACGGGGUGUCGAGGUGAAGCUUUAUUUAAGCCGGGCUGAGAAGGCGAAGCUGUAG
This is a messenger RNA of Aureobasidium uvarum, 1986 nucleotides long. The record is from the annotation of a GenBank genome assembly. Lineage: Eukaryota; Fungi; Ascomycota; Dothideomycetes; Dothideales; Saccotheciaceae.